CACGCGUCGCCUGUGCUUUCAAAACGCGAACCUGUGAUCACAUAUGACGGCUCGGGAAACAUUGUCAACGUCACCGAUCCGACAACAAUGCAGCAGAUCGCGCAAGGGUCUGCGACGGACGGCGCCGGCGUCGACUUCAGUGUCCCCGCCAUCGUCUGGCUCGUGUGGGCAUUCGCUGUCGGUAUCCCGCUCAUGCUCGCAGGCUUCAGGCUCGGUAGACUGACAACAGGGGCGGCGACUGGGUGUGCUGCAACGCUCGCUAUUUGGGCGUCGUUCGUCAACGCGGUCGGUGCAGACGGCAUCUUGGACCUCUGGCUCAUGGUCCUUCCCGUGGCCGCCUUUGGCUGCGGCUUUGUCCUCGGACUCUUCGAAUUCGGGCGCAUUGCAGGCAUCGCGGUGCUCGGCGCGCUCGGCGGCCUGUCCCUCGGCGUGCGCAUCGUCCUUUUCCGCCCGGGACUCCUCUUCCCUCACCCGUAUUGGGCCAACUGGGUCGUCACGAUGGUGCUCGGCGCCAUCUUCCUCAUUCUUGUCAUUGCGAAGCAGAAGGCCGGCAUCACGCUGUCUGCAGCCGCGCUCGGCACGUUCCUCACGGCCCUUGGCGUCGAUCUCGUCGUGAACAAGCAGUCCGGCAUGAGCAUGGGGCUCAGGUACUUCUUUGACCGGAACGCGGCGCAUAUAUAUUGGCUGCAGACGCGCGGAUGGCAUCCGCCGAUCGCUACAGAGGUCAUCAUGGCUAUUUCCCUUGCUGCAAUACCUCUCCUCGCAUACGCCCAGCACCGUAUCUUCAAGCAGCCCUUCAAGCGCGUGCGGAGCCGUAGCAUCUCUUCGCGGCUGUCUGCUGACGAAGAAGACGACAUCACGAUCACAAACCGGCCGUCCGAGGCCGCUGAGAAGGAAGCGCUCGCACCGAAUGUUGAACCUUCUGAUGACACGCCUGUCGCAACGCCUGCAGCGACAACAGAAGACCUUCUCUCCCCCAAAGAGGACACACCCUUCAAGCUUAAGAUGGGCAAAGCGUCACCAUCACUAUCGACAAGUGGAUAAUAGACCUUGCAUCUUUGUAUUCGCUGCUCUUAUCUUGUCCUUCCAUCUGCGCUCGGACAUUUUUCUUAUAGAUGCUACGGAUCCCGGACUUCAUGCACAUCGCACCAGUCACUUCUGCAUUCCAAUACAGACUAUCGGGUAAUCAUUAGAACUUUCGUUUCUCUUGCACUGCAUCUGGCAUCUUCGGGGGUACAUACGCACAUCGCAUUACUAGCAUUACUAUUCUUUCACUUUGCUUUAUCUUCUCUUUUGGUAUAUCCACUGUGCUCUACCGUAGACUGGCUCUGGCUCGUAGUUAACAGUCCACGCAUAUGCUGCGCCUUAAUCUUCUCUCCAGCACGCAACCACCCUUCCACGGUUCGCCGUCCGGUCCCAGGUGUCCUCUUUGGGCGGGCCUGUCUCCGGCGUACGAUACCGUGUAUUGCUACAACGCUCCACCUGUCUGCUGGCAACAGCACCUACCGCACCCCUCUGUAUGUCCUCUAGUAAUGCGGACGUAUGUCUACCAUAGCACCGGUACACACAUGAGGAAUAUUU
Messenger RNA from Phanerochaete carnosa HHB-10118-sp, 1581 nucleotides. RefSeq lists its product as uncharacterized. NCBI's taxonomy places the organism in Eukaryota, Fungi, Basidiomycota, Agaricomycetes, Polyporales, Phanerochaetaceae. The coding region runs from base 88 to 1044 and encodes 318 amino acids. The transcript is spliced from 4 exons. The record is from RefSeq and is a predicted model, not a curated record.